AUGUCGUCUGAGAAAGAGAGAGAGCAUCUUGCCAACAAAGCCCCGGAGGAGGGCGAUGCUCCUCCUGCCUAUGAGACAGGCGAACCAUCGUCAGCUAGGGAGAUUGCCUCCCCGCCCGCAGCUACUGGCGAAUCCUUCAAGGCCUCAAUGCGCCCAACUGCAGACGCGCCCUUCAAUUUCCCCGAAGAUGGUCCCUUGCCCACUUAUUCAGAGGCGUCUUCCAGCAAGCAGCCACCUAUCGCAAUCCCACAGGAGUCCCCCACUCCCACUGCUCCGUUCCUCAAUGCCUACCCUCCCGCUCUGCUGAGCCAUGGCAUCACGCAGGAAGCUUGGUCUUCUUUCCUGGACACAAUGUCUGCUUUUUUGACGGCCAAGGUUGGAGAGCGUGCAAUCAAUCACGCUGGGGACAUUGCCAAGAAGGUCGGCGAGCGCCCGACAGGCUUUGUCAAGAACGUCGUUUCACACACUAAGAGUGUUGGAAAGAGCAUUGGCGAUAAUGCAAAGAGAGGCAGCAUCAUUGGGGCAGCCUUUGGUGUCAUCGGCGGCGCCAUUUCCAUUCCCGUCGGGGCUGCUCUUGGCGCGGUUGGUACAGUCGUGAGCCUCCCAGCGCAUACAAUUGCGGCUGUGACGAGGAAGCCCAAGACACCAGCUGAGCGAGCGGUGGCGUAUGUCACCGUCGCCAACAAAGACUGGUUCAACAAGAGAGGACUACACGCAAGCCUAGUCAACACUGAUCAGCUUUCCGAGGUUCUUGGUGUCUCGGUCAAGGCCGUGCUGGAGGCAUCUACUGGGGAUAAGAGUGGAGGUGCAGAGGGACAGUUGAGUACUUUGAGGGAGCACAUUGCCCAUUUGGAGAUUAAAGGGCCGGGCGUCAUUGAUCUGGCUGACGCAACGACGUGGUUGGUCGUGGUGCGGAUAGAGGCGACACCUGAGCAUCGCGAGUGA
Molecule: messenger RNA, 945 nt
Organism: Fusarium vanettenii 77-13-4
Lineage: Eukaryota; Fungi; Ascomycota; Sordariomycetes; Hypocreales; Nectriaceae
Exons: 1
Coding region: 1-945 (314 amino acids)
Source: RefSeq, a predicted model, not a curated record